AUGGUGGAUGAACACCACGACGCAGACGAGACCUUCUGGGCUCCGGGGACGGUUGCCCUCGAAGAUGUCCACCGCACCCGAGACCAGCUAGUUCUCUUUCCUACCCCUUCGGCCGACCCCAAUGAUCCCCUCAAUUGGUCUACGGCUCGCAAGGCCCUCAAUUUCACCCUCGUCAGCUUCUUUGUCUUGUGGACGUUUGUCCAGCUCGAUAUCGGCUUCACUGCAUGGGGUCCUAUGGAAUCGGAGCUUGGAUUCUCAGUCGACAUUCUCAAUGCAGGUGCCGCUGUCAACUACGGCGGUCUGGCUAUCGGGUGCUUCUUUUUCAUUCCUUUGGUACAUAAGUAUGGCCGACGUCCCAUCUACAUCUUCAGUUCGGCUUUGCAGUUUGCAUCCUGCGUCUGGCAAGCGGAGAUAUAUACAGUGGGGGGUUUCAUCGGGGCAAACCUGAUUUCUGGCCUGGGCGGCGCGAUCAGCGAGAUCGUGGUGCAGAUCACGGUGGCAGAUAUGUUCUUUGUCCACCAGCAUGCCACCAUGAAUGGAUGGUUUGUCAUUUUCCAGUCUUUAGGUGCAUUCCUUGGCCCCGUAGCGUCGGGUUACAUUGUGAACUCACAAGGGUGGCGGUGGAUGUGGUGGUGGUGUGUGAUCUUUUUCGGGGUCACACUGGUCUGUGUCAUUUUCCUCUUUGAGGAAUCGAAAUUUGUCCCCGUCUUGAGCGGCCAAAGCGUUUCGCCUACGGCCCACGUCAGCUCAGCGGAGCAUACUAAAGACAUCAAAGACAAAACAUCAACAAACGACAAAAGUGCCACCUCCGAAGUGGUAGCUAGUCGAUUGGCCACCAAUGUCGACAUCAAGCCCAAGACAUAUUGGCAGAGACUGGCCUGGGUCACGCCAACCAAGGAGUCUCUUUGGCCGCACUUCUGGAUUCCAAUCGUCACUCUUUUUACCUUCCCAGCAGUGGCAUAUGCUGCCCUCACAUAUGGCUCUACGCUGGCCUGGUUUGCUAUAAUGACCUCUUUGCAAGCGUCCUAUAUGCUAUAUCCACCGUACAAUUUUGAUGCUAUAGGUAUCGGGCUUAUGAAUAUUGCCCCUUUCGUUGGCGCGAUCUUGGGAUUCCCCUGUGGUGGAUACCUGAGUGAUAAGUCCAUACUGUGGCUGUCCAAGAAGAAUGGCGGUAUUUACGAGCCUGAAAUGCGACUCUGGCUUGCCCUCCCUGCGGCCAUCCUUGGUCCUGCAUCAAUCCUCAUGUUUGGUCUGGGGCUCGCUUAUGGAAUACAUUGGGCGCUUCUUGCUGUGGGCUUUGGAUUCUUUGGCUUCACGUUGGCCUCUAUCGGCAGCAUCUCGCUCUCAUAUCUUAUGGACUGUUACCAAGACAUUAUCGGAGAUGCAUUGGUAGGAGUCAUAUUUAUGAGAAACAUCAUCAGCGUCAUCGUCCUUUUUGUUUUGACUCCCUGGGUGGACGGAAUGGGCAUUCAAAAUCUCCAUAUCCUUUGCGCGGUCGUUGCCUUUGUCGUUUACCUGAUCCCAGUUCCCCUCCUAAUAUGGGGCAAGAAAGCUAGAAUCGCUUCUGCACCAAUGUAUAAGAAGAUGGCAGCGACCCACGUAAAUCAUCGGACAGUAUAG
This is a messenger RNA of Penicillium riverlandense, 1620 nucleotides long. RefSeq lists its product as uncharacterized. Gene Ontology annotation, molecular function: transmembrane transporter activity. The coding region runs from base 1 to 1620 and encodes 539 amino acids. Gene Ontology annotation, biological process: transmembrane transport. NCBI's taxonomy places the organism in Eukaryota, Fungi, Ascomycota, Eurotiomycetes, Eurotiales, Aspergillaceae. The record is from RefSeq and is a predicted model, not a curated record. The transcript has 4 exons.